CUUCUCUCCUUCUUCAUGAUAGACCAUUCCAUCCAUUUUAUCUCUCUUUCCGCCUCUCUGCACCAUCCCGAGCAUCCAUCUGUCGUGGACUCUGCGUGCUGAACUGGUCGGCUUCCCUUUCGGCCCGCCCUCGCCUCGGAGAAACGAAGAGCUCCGGCCACCGCAUCAUCGCCGACAACUGAACCCAAUCAGCCUUCUCGCGUGUCUAUCCUACCAUCCUUCCGUCGCAUCGCACUCACGCACUUGACUUUCGGCUAGAAAUUCUAGCUCAGGAAUCUUACGGCGGUCGCUCGAUUCUCCUCUCCCAUCCUACCUGCGAAACUGUCGAGCUGAGCUCCGGUAAUCCAAGCAAUCAACCUCCCAAGACAGCCCGUCAGCAUCACAAAAUAAUACCACCCACCAUGCGAAUACCAUCUAGCCUCUCCUCGACCCUCCUCUCCUCCGCCUUCCUUCUCCCCAGUCUCGUCACUGUUUCGGGCUUUGACUGCCAACACAUCAACGUCGACUCAGUCAAGUACGACCUCAGCGCCCUCGGCGGCGUGCACACCCUCUACAACGUCGUUGAGCGUCCGGAAGAGGCCGCCACGGUCAACACGACAUAUGUGCUGAACAUCUGCAACAUCCUGGGGAAGGCCGCUCACCGAGGGCGCUUAAGCUGCGGGACAUCCAAGAACAUCUGCGGCUUCGAAUACACAACCCACACAAACAGCACCAUCGAAACCGACCAACCCUUCCCGAUCGCCGGCCUCGACCCCCUCGGCCACGGCACCAAAGACCCGGAGAUCACCCGCUUAAAGAAGCUCGACCCCGACCGCGAGGGUCUUCUGCUUAAGCUCGCCGGCGGCACCUACGAAGACGCCGCCGGGAAGAAGCACACCGCCGGCGCCGUCAUCGAGUUCCAAUGUGACCCCGACCGGUCGGGGCUGGAGGGUCUCCAGGCGGCCACGGAGGCCGAGAUUGCCACCGUCGUCGCGGGGACGAACCUGCAGACCCGCGACGACGGCGAGCCGCCCAAAUCCAGCAACGGCAGUAGCAGCAACAGUAGUCUCCGAUUCAAGAGCUUCGGCCCCGCCGACGACGAUGCCUACGUGCUGCGUCUGGAUUGGACGACCCGGUAUGCGUGCGACAAGUACCUGGAGGACAAUAAGGGAGAUUCGUCCAGCCACUGGGGGUUCUUUACCUGGUUAAUCAUUCUCCUCUUCCUGUGCAUCGCCGCGUACCUGAUCUUCGGCUCCUGGCUCAACUAUAACCGCUACGGCGCCCGCGGGUGGGACCUCCUCCCGCACGGAGACACGCUGCGCGAUGUCCCCUACCUCUUCCACGACUGGGCGCGUCGGGUGCUGAAUACGCUGCAAGGGUCGGGGUCGCGGGGCGGGUACAGUGCGGUUUAGAGGGGGGUUUUUUUUUUGUGUAUGAUUGUUGGCUUUGAAUCAAGAGAGCGGGAGAAUUCGAGAGCAGGGUUUGUGGGGAAUACACCAAUCUCACCGUCUCUGGCUACCUCUUCGCGAGGACAUUUCCUUUUUCUUUUUGGCUAAGAGAGGACUGGUUUACGUAUGCAUUACGUACGGACUUGGGUAGUAUAUUAUGGGAGGUGUGUUCUGUGGAGAAAUCAUGAAAUGAAUUGGAGAUCUGGAAUAUGAUAUGAUACAGAUGGAUGGCUUAUUUUGCUUUGGGCCGAUAAGGUUUUUUUUUUGGCUUGAUUAUACGAUUUCUGCGACGGGGCUUCAUGAUGUGGCGGUGCCAGGCCAAACUUGAAUAUUGUAG
Molecule: messenger RNA, 1764 nt
Organism: Aspergillus homomorphus CBS 101889
Lineage: Eukaryota; Fungi; Ascomycota; Eurotiomycetes; Eurotiales; Aspergillaceae
Product: autophagy-related protein 27
Exons: 3
Coding region: 402-1391 (329 amino acids)
Source: RefSeq, a predicted model, not a curated record